UUUCUGCCUGGAGUCUGUGGUAAAAUACAGAUGCUGAGUAAUAGAAUUGGGCUGUUAAGAGCUUUUGCCUUGAGACUUUUGAUGGAAAUAACAUAAACUCGCUCCAACUGGAUCGUUUUAUAAGGCAAGUCGAGUUUGAAUAAAUUAUCCAGAGCGAGUCGGAAGAGCGUCAAAGUGGGCGUGGCUGCAUAUAUUAGUCAAAUACCUCUCGUUCUCCGCCAAUAGCGCGCGCCACCAGCGCUGGUGUGAAAUAAAUUAUGCAAGUAGCACAGGCUGCAGAUAUUCACCAGCGCAGAGAUGAGCUGACCUUGGAGUUUCUUUGUGCUGCGGCAGUGGAUGUAUGGUCUCCUGAUAAAGCGAGGUUUUCUGCUGGGGAGUCACGCACAGUGUUCCUGCAAACGCACACAAAGGAUGUAAAGCUCCAGAGGCUGUAGGAAGGACACGCGUUCGCUUCCCUGCGCGAUUUCUUAUGGACGCAAUAGCAUGAAUUCUCCAUGCUAUUCCGUGGCGAUGGAUCUUGGUGUUUGUCAGCUUAGAAAUUUCUCCAUAUCUUUCCUCUCGUCGUUGUUGGGGACUGAGACCUCGUCCGUCAAGCUCGACAAUAGCUCGUCGGGUGCCAGUGUUGUGGCUAUAGACAACAAAAUUGAACAAGCGAUGGAUCUGGUGAAGAGUCACCUGAUGUACGCUGUCCGUGAAGAGGUGGAGGUGUUGAAAGAACAGAUUAAAGAACUGAUUGAGAGAAAUUCUCAGCUGGAGCAGGAAAACAACCUGCUGAAGAACCUGGCCAGUCCGGAGCAGCUCGCACAGUUCCAGGCACAGGUUCAGAGCGGCUCGCCGCCGCCGUCGUCCACGCAGGGAGGGCAGCCGCCGGCCCCGUCGGCCCCACUCGCAGCACAGCACUCUGGCCCGUCGGCGUAGCUCUGAACGACAGUUCAUGUUAAGGGCCAAUGAGUGGCUGGAAACGGACUGAAGCUUCUGAACAAACAUGCCUCACUCACAUGUUAGACUGACAGAAUUUGCACACCUUUCAAAACUUGACAAUGUAGAGGUGAUUUACACCAGUGACAGUCCAGUUGGCUGAGGCGGGACAUUGCCAAAAUCCACGGAACGUGAUCGUCAGGAAAACAAUCCUGGAGGACGCGAUAUAAAGAAUCAAUGUGCCUGUCUAAAGUCCCGUUGGUUUUCGGUCAAGGCUGUUUUCCGUGUCUCCCUUACCUUUGUGUAGUGUACAUGCUGACGGCGGUCUUUUUAGACUGCGAGCUUCUUCUAAAGCAAGCACUUUUAUGGUGACGAUUGUGAUGAGACUUUGAAGAGCUGCCGAUCUGUGCCCCAGCUGGCAUGGGGAAGGCAGACACAUUGACUUCCAGUUGCAUUGGUGUAAUCAUGAUACUUUUUUUGGAAUGAAGAAAACGACGAGGAGGUAUGAUCCUUCAAAUCCUCAUUCGUUCCCUGUGCAGUGAGGAUGACGGAUGAGCUGAAUUGCAAGGUGGACAGGCUGUAUAUUAUUGUAUGAUUAGUGUAAGUAUUUUGUAAAAUAGCGAUAUCAUGUGAAGCGGCUAGAGACACUAUAUAGGUUGUACAGAUUUAAGGGGUAGCGAGGUAGUUGGCUUACCCAGGAGACGUCAUCCUUCUUUUUUUUAAUGCUGUUAAGCAGGAUCGGUCUUACGAUAUUUAUCUGGCAGAUGGAAACUACUCAUCUAACACCUACUGUACACUACUUUUUUGUUCACUUGAGAUGAUUUUGAAGUAUUACACCCAUGUGAUUUCUGUUUUCAGUUUGGACAGUGAAGUAUUCUGGAUCUUUUAACUUACAUUUAAUCUCAACUAUCAUAUAGCUGACAUGGAUUUGCAUUGUGUACAACUUGUAUGCUUCUGUUCUGUGCAUGUUCUCAAAACCAGGAGAUAAGUUGUAAAAUACUGUAAUUGCACUUGCCAGUUGCACUUCACAACUCUCAAUAAAGUCAUGUUUGUGAAAA
Molecule: messenger RNA, 1976 nt
Organism: Sinocyclocheilus anshuiensis
Lineage: Eukaryota; Metazoa; Chordata; Actinopteri; Cypriniformes; Cyprinidae
Product: TSC22 domain family protein 1-like
Exons: 4
Coding region: 484-918 (144 amino acids)
Biological process (GO): regulation of transcription by RNA polymerase II; positive regulation of cell population proliferation; negative regulation of apoptotic process
Cellular component (GO): cytosol; nucleus
Source: RefSeq, a predicted model, not a curated record